GGGUCCCCGCGCCGGGCGCAGUCCUCCUCGGGCGGGCGCCUCCGCACCUCGGCGCAGGCGGCACGGCCCUUGGGCCGGGAUGGAUCGCCCGGGAAGAGGAAGACAAGCCGGGGCAUCGAGCCCCUGGGCACGCUACCGCGCGUAGUGGGAGCUUGCGCGCAGUAGGCUCUCGCUCUUUUAAUCAAUGGAUAAAGUGGGGAAAAUGUGGAACAACUUCAAGUACAGGUGCCAGAAUCUCUUCAGCCAUGAAGGAGGAAGCCGCAGUGAGGAUGUGGACAUGCAUUCCAACAGAUGUGUGUCUGUCAAAGAGAAAAGCAUCAGUGUGGGGGAGUCCGCUCCCCAGCAGCAGAGCAGCCCGUUAAGAGAAAAUGUUGCCUUACAGCUGGGACUGAGCCCCUCGAAGACCUUCUCAAGGCGAAACCAAAACUGUGCCGCGGAGAUCCCUCAGGUUGUUGAAGUAAGCAUUGAGAAGGACGGGGACCCGUGUGCCACCCCCGGGACGAGGCUUGCACGGAGAGACUCCUACUCUCGGCACGCGCCGUGGGGAGGGAAGAAGAAACAUUCCUGUUCCACAAAGACCCAGAGCUCCUUGGAUACUGAGAAAAGGUUUGGUAGAACUCGAAGCGGCCAGCAGAGGCGAGAGCGGCGCUAUGGCGUCAGCUCCGUGCACGACAUGGACAGUGUUUCCGGCCGGGCAGUCGGGAGCCGCUCUCUGAGGCAGAGGCUUCAGGACACUGUGGGUUUGUGCUUCCCCAUGAGAACUUACAGCAAGCAGUCAAAGCCUCUCUUUUCCAACAAAAGAAAAAUACAUCUUUCUGAAUUAAUGCUAGAGAAAUGCCCUUUUCCUGCCGGCUCGGAUUUAGCACAGAAGUGGCACUUGAUUAAACAGCAUACCGCCCCUGUGAGCCCACACUCGACAUUUUUUGAUACAUUUGAUCCGUCGCUAGUGUCUACAGAAGAUGAAGAAGAUAGGCUUCGCGAGCGGCGACGGCUUAGUAUCGAAGAAGGCGUGGAUCCCCCUCCCAACGCACAGAUACACACAUUUGAAGCUACCGCACAGGUCAAUCCGUUGUAUAAACUGGGACCAAAGUUAGCCCCUGGGAUGACGGAAAUAAGUGGAGACGGUUCUACAGCCCCACAAACGAACUGUGACUCAGAAGAGGAUUCAACCACCCUCUGUCUGCAGUCUCGGAGGCAGAAGCAGCGCCAGGUGUCCGGGGACAGCCACUCGCACGUUAGCCGACAGGGAGCUUGGAAAGUCCACACGCAGAUUGAUUACAUACACUGCCUUGUGCCGGAUCUCCUUCAGAUCACAGGCAAUCCCUGUUACUGGGGCGUGAUGGACCGAUACGAGGCCGAGGCGCUUCUGGAAGGGAAGCCGGAAGGCACGUUCUUGCUCAGGGACUCUGCGCAGGAGGACUACCUCUUCUCGGUGAGCUUCCGCCGCUACAACAGAUCCCUGCACGCCCGAAUCGAGCAGUGGAACCACAACUUCAGCUUCGACGCCCAUGACCCGUGCGUGUUCCACUCCUCCACCGUGACUGGGCUUCUCGAGCACUAUAAAGACCCCAGCUCCUGCAUGUUUUUUGAACCAUUGCUUACGAUAUCACUGAAUAGGACUUUCCCUUUCAGCCUGCAGUAUAUCUGCCGCGCGGUGAUCUGCAGGUGCACUACAUACGAUGGGAUUGACGGGCUCCCUCUGCCCUCCAUGUUACAGGAUUUUUUAAAAGAGUAUCACUAUAAACAAAAAGUUAGGGUUCGCUGGUUAGAACGAGAACCAGUCAAGGCAAAGUAACCGCUGUCCCCAAAGGGCAUAUGCUAGGUCUGCUCUCAUUUGCAUCAGACAGGGCACCCGUAGGAGCCCAGGGUCAGCUGCUAGGAUUCUGCACCCAGAACGUGAGCUUGCUUGUUAGUCUCUGUCCAAUGGGAUCUGCUGUUACUCAGACAAAGGUGCCUAGAAACCACGUGACGAUUUGCAGGUGUUGAGUAGGGCUGCAAAACAGCCAGUUAGUGAGCAGUUUGGUUUUAAAUGGCUGUGCCAACUGAGCGAGGCAACUCCAGGGCAUUCGCUAUGAAGAAUUUUAUUUCUUACUGAAGAAUAGAUUAUUAAUGUUGGAUGGGGAUUUCAACAGUGUGACUAACGUUUGAAAUUAUUUUUUCUAAGAAUUUUUCUAUACCCAUCCAAAGUGGUGAUGUUUAUAGUUACUAUAAAUCAAGCUUUGAAAGUCCAAAACAAGUAAGUAAGUAAAUACAAGACUGCCUCUCUUUUAGAAGGAAAAAAAUGUAAUUUUUUUUUUUUUUUGCCACAGGGCAUUGUGCAGUGUCGGUGUGGUUUGUAGUCAGUCUCCU
This is a messenger RNA of Acomys russatus (golden spiny mouse), 2349 nucleotides long. It is a transcript of the gene Socs5, whose product is annotated as suppressor of cytokine signaling 5. Gene Ontology annotation, biological process: phosphatidylinositol phosphate biosynthetic process; intracellular signal transduction; epidermal growth factor receptor signaling pathway. NCBI's taxonomy places the organism in Eukaryota, Metazoa, Chordata, Mammalia, Rodentia, Muridae. Gene Ontology annotation, cellular component: phosphatidylinositol 3-kinase complex. Gene Ontology annotation, molecular function: 1-phosphatidylinositol-3-kinase regulator activity. The coding region runs from base 185 to 1795 and encodes 536 amino acids. The transcript is spliced from 2 exons. The record is from RefSeq and is a predicted model, not a curated record.